ACGGCGGAGGAAGCAGCAGGAGUUGUCUGUGUUCAUUACAACAUAAUGUAGACUGUUUGUAAUCUGUUAUACUGAUGUGCUGGGGAAACUUUAUAAUAAAUCAGUUGGCUCAUAGUGGCUGCUGCCUGCCAGUGUCCAUAAACCAAACUGCCGUCCAGCGCAGAGCCAGUGCGUCGUCACGCGGCUGGGAGAGGGCGUCAGUGCGCCUUCACACACGCUGUGGCAUGUUUACCGAGUGGAGAGUUUGAUCCGACUUGCAGAUCGCAUGUGGACUGUCACCCUGUCUGGGACCGAGCAGACGAUGAAGAGCAGCGACAGACCUGGUCUCCGUUUCUUUUUCUAAGUAUAUUAUGUAAGAUGAGAGCCUUUGUCUUGGGUCUGGUAAGUUCAAGAGGAUUUCUGAAGGGAACAUUAACAGUUUUCACAGAAGAAAUGUCCACAACUGCAAGUCCAACCAUCCCCUCCUCACAGCUGACAUCGGAUCAACUCACAGUGGUCGCUGCAUCCUUUUCUUCCCUGGUGUUCUUUGUGGUCAUUGUGGUGCUGCUGUCCAUUAUUUACCGCAAGGAUCUUCAGUGCUGCAAACUCCGCUCCUAUCAGGGGCCACAUGCAGAUAUGGAUGCUCCUCCUCAGUACUACAGCAGCAGACAGACACUGGUGGGAUCUCCUUGUCUGGAGCAGACUCACAUCAUGGAUGACAACAACCCUCAGCAGGCAGGUCAGCUGUUCUACGUCGGCCUGCCCUCCAGCUACAGGCUGCCGACACUGGAGGCCCCCCUGCCGAGACUCCCCUCCUACGAGAGCGUCCGAAAGAAGGACCGCCAGAGGCAGAUCCACCUAAUGAUUGCAGACCGCUUCGGCCUCAAUGGACCCAUUGUGACUGAGGCUCCUCCAACAUAUGAAGAGAGUAUCCGCCAGUCAGUGGAUUUGCCGUACAACAUCCUCUCAUCCAGUCUGGACAUCUCCCCUCCUCAGAGUAUCUACACCAACACAGGGCCCGACACUCAUCAUCCAUUCAACUGUGAUAACACCAAUAGCACUGUUCUACAUGUGUGAAUACUGAGCGAGCAUCUCCAGCUGUCUGAUGAAUGUGAAAAACACGUGAUAGCUUUAUACACAGAUUAAGUUACCAAAGGAACAAAAGAGUUGAAGAUUGGAUCACGUCUGGAUCCUUCCCACAAACUGAUUCUGAUACAUCAAGAAGGCUGAGUUGAUCUUGAGAGAUAGCUGAUAAAAGGAGCAUCCAUAAGGACACCUUUGGCUUUUGACGUUUGAAUGUUAAAAAGACUUUGUGACAGUUAUACUCUGCCAUGCUGAUACAUUAUAACAGAGAAUCACUGGAUAUUGACUGUAUUGACUAUUGACUUUUUACUGAGGUGGCUGGUACACCUUGAAGAAGAAAGUUGUGGACUACAACAUACCAAAAAGGAAACCACUAUUUACUUUGUUGAUUAUACUUUCGGUGAACACUUCUCUUCUCUUUUAUUGUGCUGCUCCUAAAACAAGAGAUUGUAAGAUUAUUGGAGAACUGUUUGUGUCUGUCAAACAUUGACAUUUCUAUGUCUUCUAGAAGGCGUGGACCGUGCCAGUCGCCUCUCUGUCAGCUCAGCAAAAUGUAUCCUGAAUUGUCUAAUUUACAAAUACUAGUUGUCUUUUACGUGGUUGACAUUGGAUGGUGAUGGCGUGUGGCUAUGAGUCGCUCAUCAGGAACAGGAAAGCAACUUUCCAGUCUCCUGCCAACUCUGCUAACCUGGCUUUGCUAGCCAGCUGGCCAGUCACGUUUUCAAGUGUUAACAUCCGAGUAAACAACCCAGAGGGAAACGUAGGGGCUAUCAGCUACGACCUUUGGUUACGAUCCUGACUACUUGGACAAGCAAGACCAUCUUUACAUCCAUUGCCGUCUCUAGGGAGGGCACCAGGGCAAGCGUGGAGGAAUUGAACACUGACGUUACUUCUCUGGAUUCCAACGGGAUAUCGGGACGAUUGUGUCCUUUUGCAGAGACUUGGUUGGAUCUUUGAUUGCCGGUGCCUUUCAACCGGGUGACUUUUUUUCUAUGUGCCGAUCUGAUGGCCACAUUCUGCUCAUAAUGAAUCAUGCCCAAGUUGAAGGAGCUGAUGGGAUUACAUUUUACUGGAAUUAUCCCUUGUAUCAUUUCAUGUGACAAAUAAAAGUGGGUGAUUGAUGAUUGAUUGGUUGGUUGAUUGAUUGAUUGAUUGAUUGCCUGACUGAAUGAUUCUUUACCCUAUCAAAGCCGUGCUAUACUUCCAUAUAGCAUGUGGUUCAUCAUUUGAGAAGGAGAACUACUAAAGGUGCUAAUGAGAGUGCCUUCCAUAAAGUUAUAUGAAGACAUACUGUAUAUUCCAGGAAAUGUUUUUUUUACCACAAUUUUUUUUUGUUAAGGCAGAUGGGACUCUUGAUGAUUUCACACUUUGCAUUGCUAGGACAGAAACAUUGAUUCGUUUGUUCUGUUCUCCGAGAACAGGCGUCAUGGAGCAAAAUGAAAUGGAGUGAGAUGUAAACUACGAAGAAAUACUAAGUUCCUUGUCGGGAAGUGUUUUGUUUUUCCUUUUCCUACAAAGUUAUUCUCUACAAUCUGUCAUGUACUCACAGUAAAUGUUUGUCACAUUGCACAUAGUCUUGUACUGUAUUUAUAGAAGAAAAAUGAGUGACUCCUGAAACAAAUAUAAUUACAAAUAACUACUUUUCUUGUUUUGUU
Etheostoma cragini (Arkansas darter) is the source of this 2717-nucleotide messenger RNA. RefSeq lists its product as uncharacterized. The record is from RefSeq and is a predicted model, not a curated record. Lineage: Eukaryota; Metazoa; Chordata; Actinopteri; Perciformes; Percidae. Bases 358 to 1056 code for a protein of 232 amino acids. The transcript has 5 exons.